Messenger RNA from Ciona intestinalis (vase tunicate), 3303 nucleotides. RefSeq names its product acyl-CoA:lysophosphatidylglycerol acyltransferase 1-like. NCBI's taxonomy places the organism in Eukaryota, Metazoa, Chordata, Ascidiacea, Phlebobranchia, Cionidae. The record is from RefSeq and is a predicted model, not a curated record. Gene Ontology annotation, molecular function: acyltransferase activity. Gene Ontology annotation, cellular component: endoplasmic reticulum; endomembrane system. Gene Ontology annotation, biological process: phosphatidylinositol acyl-chain remodeling.
CUGCGUUUAUCUAACUAGAUUAACGAAACUGCAGUGCCUUCUUCUCUCAUUUUAUAAUAACAUUCUCGUUUUGUUGAUUUCUACCUAUUCGUACUAAAAGCAUAGAGUGUAAACAUAACCUUUUUAAUGCUCACUCUAAACACGCGGUACAUAUAUUUAUUUUACAAAACUAAGCUUUUUGCAUGAGAAGCUGUAUUAGGAACUUUAUGUUCCAAAUUAUUGCUUAUACCUUACUACAAAUUUAAGGGUUUUAUUUUUAAGUUCUUAUUUAAACUUGUUUAGUUCUAUUUACAUUUUCCUGUGUUUUAAAUUUUUUGUUGACACCAUUCACCUGACCUAAACCAUGUCUUAAUUUUCCAAUUAAUAAAUUUAUAAAACUAAACCUUAAAAAUGCAAGUAGCAUAUUUACAUAAUGUACAUACAUCAUAAUAUUUAAUUAAAAUUUGAAUGAACAUUUUCGAUGUUAAUUUCCUGUUCUCUUACAUUGAUACCAUACAUCAGGGAUUAAAUAGGAAGUUGAUUGUUUAUUGUUUUCCUUUGUUACAUAUUAACAAUAACAAUACAAAUUUUAUGCAUAAUAAUUUGCACUUUCGUUGUGCAGUUUCAAUUUUAUAACCGGUGUUUUGCGUGUUUAUAAUUUGUUCAAUUUAUGCAAAUUCUGUGAAAUUUAAAUCUUUAUUUUAACACUUAGCAGGUAGUAUUAGUAAAUGUUUUGUAGUUUAUAAUAAUAUGCCACUGUGAGUCAUAAGGAGUCAAUUCUACAAUUCUACCUCAGUGUGAUGUCAUAAAGCAGAACAGUUUGUUACAUUUUGCCAAAAAUCUCAAAAGAGGAUAAAAAUCGUUUCUAUUCUAUAUGGGAGAGGUUCUAAGGGGGCUGAUCCAACCAAAUUCAACUUGGUUACUUUCUUUGUUUCGAGUGCUUCAGCAAAAUGGUGUCCCAUACCCGCCAGUAUAAUUUUUCCACCUUCACAAAUCUAUGCUACAGAGUUAUAAUACUGAUAUAUUGGCUUUACCAAACUAUAUUCGGACCCAUAUUGUUUGUUACUACUUUUGUUUUGCUGCAACCAUUGAAGCUUCUAAGCAAGAAGUUUUUCUUGGCAAUUGUAGACACCUUGUAUGUGUUAUACAUGUCAUCUGCUGGGUCAUGGGGCGACUUAGCUGGACAUACUUUCCUUCUGACUGGAGAUGACGUAUCAGUUAUAGCAGGGGAGGAAUCAUUGCUUCUACUUAACCAUCAAACCCCUGUAGAUAUAGCUGUUCUGAUGAGGUGUCUGCAUGCUACACCUAAUGCAGCCGCAAGCACAAUGUGGGUGUCUGACUGGCUUAUACAAUUUAUCCCCUAUGGCUGGAUGGCAAAAUGUCACAAUGACUUUUUUCUUCUACAAUCAGUUGACGCAAAAAGAUUGAAAAUGUUUUUUAAAAACUCUGAAACAUCAAAUGAGCUUGUACGACUUCAAAAAUCUAUUGUUGAUAAUUUCAGGAGCAGGAAUCGUAAAUGGGUGAUAGUUUUUCCCGAGGGUGGAUUCCUAAGCAAGCGAAGGAGUGGUAGUCAAAGAUUCGCUCGUAAAAAUGAUCUCCCAAUACUGGAGCAUGUUGCCCUGCCUAGAUCAGGUGCUGUGCAGUGUAUAUUGGAUACCUUGGGUGUGGACGGGAAAUAUCCAGGAAAAAAUGGAAGUUGUGACAAUUCUGCUGGUUUUACUGCAUUGGGCCCAACGACAAAUAGGAAUUCGAGCGAUUCUUGUCCAAUAAAGUGGAUUAUUGAUGUAACAAUUGGAUACAAACAAACAAUGAGUUGUAGUGAGUUCAUAAUAGGCCAUCGCGGCCGGCAAACCAUACAUGUUCAUUACAGAAUCAAACCAGCAAGUGAAAUAAUUACUUCCACACCAUGUAAUAAUGGUAACUAUGAUGUCACUAAGUGGCUUUAUGAAUUAUUCUAUGAGAAAGAAGAAUUAUUAUCAUAUUUCUAUAAGCAUGGUAAAUUUCCCUCGGAAAAUGGCACUUCUCCUCGCGUUGCACCUUUGUAUUAUAGACAUAUUAUAAUGGUAAACAUCUAUGUUAUUCUAGGUUGGGCUUUUAUUUACAACAUAUGUUCUUUAUGUUUUUCAUUGUUUUAAAUAUACAGCAAAUGUUUCGCCAAGUCUACUCAGUAUUUUACAAGCACUGAUGAUAGCAACAGUUUUUGUGUGUUAUACAAAAAAUAUGUAAUUAAUAAGGUUACAAUUAUCAUUAUGGCAGACUGAGUAGACUUUGUGAAACAUCUGCCAUUGUAGGCUUUACUUAUAUUAAAUUGGAUUGAUUUUAAAUUGUUUUACCCAAAGAAACAUUUUUCCACCUCUUUUUAAGUUAUAUUGCACAAGUGUUAUAACAAGGAGUUCUCAUAUAUACUUUGUUUGUUGUCAUAUAUUUUGCUUUAUUCAUAUACUUAUCUAAUGUUAAAGAUAUGAACCCCAAUAUGUUGUGAUUUUUACAACCAUAUAUAUUGGUUAAACAUAAGGAACCUCUAAGUUCCUGUGGUGAAUCCAGUAUAUAAUGUUUUUCAGUACUUCAUAUGCACGGCCUGUACCCAUAGUUACCUACUGUUAAAGAUAUAACGUCUUAACAUGCUUACUCAUAGUUGUUAAACACAGAGAACCUCAUUGAUUAUUGUGGCGAAUGUAAUGUAUUUUGGCUUUGCUUGUUUGUAUAUACACCUAACAGCAGGGUAAACUCUAGGUGACAUUGUUAAAAUACAGUUACACUUAUAGUUGUCAAAUAUAGGGAACCUCAUUGAUUAAUGUGGUGAAUGCAAUAUACUUUGGCUCUGCUUGUUUGUAUAGACACCUAACAGCGGGGUAAAAGCUGUUUUAAGCUUAAAACUUUGGUUCCAAAAUAUGUUACCCCUGUUAAAAAACUUUGCCGCCAAUAUACUACGUACAUACCUUUUAGUUUUAAUUCCAAUAUUGUUACUAUAGUAUAUACCCAGAUAGAUAGAGCCAUCUUCAAUAUUGAUUUAAAUACAAUCAAUAUUUUCAUUACUGAAUUGUAUUUUUCCUGCUACUGUGACAAUACUAUGAUUGUUAUUAUGACAUCACUGUGGUCGCUAUUACCUCGUAAAGUGUUCCAAACAAAAAACUAAAAAUAAAAAUACCACUGCUUUUUAUGUCGUUAUCAUAUUUAUGUCAUAUAUUAUAUUCAAAAUAUGCACGCUACCAAAUGUAGACUGCCCAAUGCUAACUGUGAUAUGUUUAUUAUACUGUGAAAAACUUUACACUGUUUCCUAUGUACUCUCAAUGUAUUACCUCGUUUGUGUUUACAUUCAUAUAG